Messenger RNA from Cavenderia fasciculata, 1209 nucleotides. RefSeq lists its product as uncharacterized. Bases 1 to 1209 code for a protein of 402 amino acids. The record is from RefSeq and is a predicted model, not a curated record. Gene Ontology annotation, molecular function: protein binding. NCBI's taxonomy places the organism in Eukaryota, Evosea, Eumycetozoa, Acytosteliales, Cavenderiaceae. The transcript has a single exon.
AUGCAACAAGUUAAAAUAGUAACAACAACAACAACAUUUAUAAUAAUAUUUAGAAUUAAAUAUUUACAACGGAUUAUAUUUAAUCAUAUAUAUGAUCUGUGUAGUAGAGAGAAUAGGUUGCAACCAGAUAAAUGGAGAAAAGGGAAUACUCUACCAUUAGAUCGUCUCAUAGCUCACUAUGCUAUGCCAUUUGACUUUCUCAAACAACAUAUAAAGAGUUUAAAUCGUUCUGAUUUGGAUAUAGAACGAUUCUGUUAUCAUCCCAAUGCAACACUACCAACACUCAAACAUCUACUUAGAUGGCAUCGAGAAUUCAAGUUAUCCACCGCCGAUAACAGUGUAGAUAUACUCGAUAAAGUGGCGGCUGUUGGAAACUUGGAUAUUAUUCAAUUCCUCAUAAAGACGUAUCCUCACUUGACAUGCAAACAUGCUAUUGAUCUAGCUGCAAGUAACGGGUACGUAGAGGUAGUUAAAUAUCUGUAUGGAAGACUAAGAAGAAAGGGUGGAUGUUCAACAGAUGCUAUUGAUCUGGCAUCGGAACAUGGUCAUCUAUCAGUGGUAGAGUAUUUACUACAUCGAAAAGAAACAUUUACACGUAGAGCAAUGAACAAGUCAUCUGAAAAUGGACAUCUCACAGUGGUAGAUAGAUUGCAUCGAGCAGGUGGUAGAUGCACAAAAGAUGCGAUGGAUGGAGCUGCAGCUAAUGGUCAUUUAAGUGUAGUGGAGUAUUUACAUACUCACAGGACUGAAGGAUGCUCUAUUAGAGCAUUGGAUGCCGCCUCAAAAAAUGGGUAUCUAUCGGUUGUAGAAUACCUAAAUUCAAAUAGAAGUGAAGGGUGUAGUCAGUUUGCUAUGGAUUGGGCUGCAUCUAAUGGUCACCUCAGUGUAGUUGACUAUUUACAUCGAAAUAGAACUGAAGGGUGUACCACUAUAGCUGUGGAUGGAGCCAGCCGGAAUGGAUUUGUAAAUAUAGUAGAGUACCUAUUCAAUAGUCGUACAGAAGGGUGUACAUCAAUAGCUCUCUGUGGUGCUGCUGCAAACAAUCAUUUCACAACUGUAUCUUUUCUAAUAUCAAAUAAUAAUAACAACCAACAACAAACAUUUACAGUCACCAAUAUAAGAGAUGCAAUAACAAUGGCACAAGGUGAAGACGCUCCAAAAAUAAUUACCCUUUUAUCCAAAUAUUUACCUCCUGCUCCUCAAAUUUAA